Messenger RNA from Penicillium paradoxum, 1611 nucleotides. Its product is annotated as aminotransferase-like domain-containing protein. Gene Ontology annotation, molecular function: aromatic-amino-acid:2-oxoglutarate transaminase activity; pyridoxal phosphate binding; L-2-aminoadipate:2-oxoglutarate transaminase activity. Lineage: Eukaryota; Fungi; Ascomycota; Eurotiomycetes; Eurotiales; Aspergillaceae. Bases 1 to 1611 code for a protein of 536 amino acids. The transcript is spliced from 8 exons. Gene Ontology annotation, biological process: aromatic amino acid catabolic process; L-tyrosine biosynthetic process. The record is from RefSeq and is a predicted model, not a curated record.
AUGAGUCCGCCAGCACCCCUGGAUGUCAACCUGGUUGGCGUCUCCGAUACGUCGGCUGUUCCUAUUCCAGAACCCUUGACUGUCAAUGGCGUGCCAGCAUGGAGACAGAAGGUGGCAAAGAUCCCCACUGGUGUAGCUGCGGCAUGCAGCAGUGAUAUGUUUAAGAGCCCGAUUUGCUAUACCAAGCCCAAGGCCAAGCGGUUCGAGCACCGAUUUUCACUGGAAGCCAAGUCUCGCAAGGCUUCUACCUUGAAGAACGCUGCUCGUUACCUGAACACUCCAGGUCUUAUCUCGCUCGGUGGUGGAUUGCCUUCGCCUGAGUACUUCCCCUUUGAGAGUUUUGAUAUCAAGGUCCCCACUCCCCCCGGGUUCUCCCCGGAAGCCACCAAGAAGUCAGGCACAGUUCUCCAUGCUGGAAAGCAUGAUAUCCAAGAAGGAACCAGUACUUACGAUCUGGAGAUUGCCCUUAACUACGGACAAGCCACUGGAGCUGCGCCAUUGCUUCGUUUUGUUACCGAGCACACCGAAAUCAUCCACAGCCCUCCUUACUCUGACUGGCAAUGUACUUUGACCGCCGGCAGCACCUAUGCUUGGGACACUGCCCUCCGAGUGCUCUGUGAGCGCGGAGACUACAUUCUCAUGGAAGAAUACACCUUCGCCAGCGCCGCAGAGACUGCUUUCCCCCUAGGAUUGAAGGUCGCGGGCAUCCCCAUGGACGGCCAAGGUCUCCUCCCCGAGGCAAUGGACAACAUCCUCAGCAACUGGGACGUUGCUGCCCGAGGUGCGCGCAAGCCCCACGUCCUGUACACCAUUCCAACAGGACAGAACCCCACCGGCGCCACCCAGUCUGCAGAACGCCGCCGCGCCGUAUACAAGGUUGCGCAGAAGCAUGAUAUCAUCAUCGUCGAGGACGAGCCCUACUACUUCCUGCAGAUGCAGCCCUACGCUGGACAGGACGCCUCGCCUGUCCCUCCCCCAUCGAACCACGAGGAGUUCAUCAAGUCCCUCGUUCCCUCGUUCUUGAGCAUGGAUGUCGAUGGCCGUGUCGUCCGCCUCGAGUCUUUCUCUAAGGUUAUUUCCCCCGGUUCCCGGGUCGGUUGGAUCGUAGCAUCCGAGCAGAUUCUCGAACGUUUCAUCCGCAACUUCGAGGUUUCUUCACAGAACCCUAGCGGCAUUGCCCAGAUAGCGCUUUUCAAGCUCCUCGAUGAACACUGGGGCCACCCCGGGUACCUGGAUUGGCUGAUCAACCUGCGCAUGUCGUACACCGCUCGUCGCGACUCUCUUGUUCACGCUUGCGAGAAGCACCUGCCCCGCGAAAUCGCUCACUGGGAAGCCCCCGCGGCUGGCAUGUUCCACUGGAUCGAUGUUGACUGGCGCAAGCACCCUGGCGUCGCCGCUGGCAAGACUCACGCCGCCAUCGAAGAGGAAAUCUUCCUGUCCGCCGUCAACGCAGGUGUUCUUCUUUCUCGCGGCAGUUGGUUCAAGCCUGACCACGACACUGUCGAGGAGAAGAUGUUUUUCCGUGCGACCUUCGCAGCUGCCUCGUCCGAGAAGAUCGACGAGGCUAUCUCUCGCUUCGCUUCGUCUCUGCGCACUCAGUUUGGUCUGUAA